GCCGUGCUCUCGAGGAUCCGUAAGUUUGAAUCGGAACAACGGGCAAAAUUUGAAUUCGUGAUCUUUAACCGUCGAUCAAAACCAUCUCUCGUUACAGCCAUCCGAUCCGCACUGAAGGAAACAAAAAGACGAUUUUGAAUCCCUUUCUUCGCCCUUCUUGCUCCUUCCACUCUCCUUGCACUCUUCCACCUCCAAAACCCUAGGUUUUUCCUUUUCUUCUUCAGCUUUUGGAAAUACAAACUCACCUUAGAUCGUCAGUUGGUCGGCAUGCAUGCGAUCACUGAAUCUGUCAGUGCGGCCCGGAGGACGACCAAAUCCCAAGAAUCGAUGAACGAGCCCUUAGAGAUAGAUUCAAGCGGUUUUCGCGAGGUCCGUGAAACUGACGUUGGUCAGACCCAGGGUUUCGAGCUGCGAGAGGAUCCAGACUUCUGGAAGGAUCACAACGUCCAGGUUAUUAUUCGUCUUCGUCCUCUCAAUAGUGCAGAGAUAUCCCUUCAAGGACAAAAUAGAUGUAUUAGACAAGACAGUUGUCAAACACUAACAUGGAUUGGACAUCCAGAGUCUCGUUUUACGUUUGAUCUUAUUGCUGACGAACACAUCAGCCAGGAAAGAUUGUUUAAAGUGGCUGGAGUGCCUAUGGUGGAAAACUGUAUGGCAGGUUACAAUAGUUGCAUGUUUGCAUAUGGUCAAACUGGAAGUGGAAAAACUCACACUAUGUUGGGAGAUAUAGGAGGAGGAAUUCAAAGAAACAGUGCUAACUGUGGAAUGACACCUCGUGUUUUUGAAUAUCUCUUUUCAAGAAUACAUAAGGAAAAGGAGAUCCAAAGUAAUCAAAAGCUCCAUUUCACGUGCAAAUGCUCCUUUCUUGAAAUAUACAAUGAGCAGAUUUUAGAUUUGCUGGAUCCUUCCUCCAUAAAUUUGCAGAUAAGGGAAGAUGCAAGAAGAGGAGUUUAUGUAGAAAAUCUCAAGGAAUAUGAAGUUUCAAGUCCUAAAGACGUCAUUCAACAGCUUAUUCAGGGCGCAGCUAAUAGGAAGGUGGCUGCUACAAAUAUGAAUCAUGCUAGUAGCCGUUCUCAUAGUGUUUUUACUUGUGUCAUUGAAAGAAAGUGGGAGUUGCAAGGUGUUUCUCAUCACAGAUUUGCUAGGCUAAAUCUGGUAGACCUUGCAGGAUCUGAGAGGCAAAAAAGUUCUGGUGCUGAGGGCGAUCGGCUCAAGGAAGCGACAAACAUCAACAAGUCGCUUUCAACAUUAGGGCUUGUGAUUAUGAACCUCGUUAGCAUCUCAAAUAAGAGACAACUACAUGUUCCUUAUCGAGACUCCAAGCUUACAUUUCUUCUACAAGACUCCCUAGGUGGAAACUCCAAAACAAUGAUUAUUGCAAAUGUAAGCCCUUCCAAUUGUUGUGCUUUGGAAACACUUAGCACAUUGAAAUUUGCACAACGUGCCAAGUUUAUAAGAAAUAACGCAAUUGUAAACGAGGAAGCUUCGGGUGAUGUGCUUGGUUUGCGAUUGCAAAUACAGCAGCUUAAGAAAGAAGUGAAUUGCUUGAGGGGAUUGAUUAAUGGAGGAUCUGAUAGAUUAGGAAGUGAUAGCAUUAAUGCUUCUUCUCAAGACUCUCCAGGAAUUUUAAAACUGAGUGGAAAUCAAGCAUUCAGCCCACUAACCUUUGAUAAAAGAUUAUCACCGAGAAAAGAACGUGAAGCUGCCCUAGUUGCAGCUCUAAAGAGAAUCCAUGAUAAAGAAGAGGAGCUGAAAGCACUGGCGGCUCAGAAAGAGGCUGCAGAUCGGCUGAUUAUUCAAAGAACAGAACAAGUCAGAAACUUAAAAUUAAGACUUCGCUUUCGGGAAGAUGCAAUAAAUGCACUUGCUUCUGCAAAGCUGUCGCCGGAUAUACACAUUUUGCAAGAAAGAGAAGCACUUCUAAAAGAGUUAGAAGUCUUUCGCAAUCAGGCUGAUCGUAACUCAGAAGUGACUAGAUUUGCAAUGGAGAAUAUGCAGCUUCAUGAAGAACUGAGAAGAUUAAAGUCUUUUGUUGAAGAAGGUGAACGAGAAACGAUGAAUGAACAGAUCACUGUCUUGCAGGACAAGCUUCUGGAAGCUUUGGAUUGGAAACUCAUGCACGAGAAGAAUUCAGAGGAUCACCCCUUGUUCUCUUGGGAUUCUUCUGUAAACGAGGAAAAUGAAUUCCUCCAUUUAGAGGCUAUCCAAAACCAGAGGGAAGCAGAAGCACUUCGCAAGAAUCUGACAGUUUGUCUUGAAGCCAAAGAAAAUCUUGAGAGGCGUGUGGAAGAAUUGAUAUUACAGCUUGAAGAACAAAAGAAUGUUGAAAAUCAAAGUAAAGAAAGUCAUGUGGUAUCUGAUGAUCCAAUGGAGCUUAAAACACUGGUAGACGUAAUUGCGGUAGCUAGUCAGCGUGAAGCUGAAGCUCAUGAAACAGCCAUCACGUUGGCGAGAGAGAAUGAUGAAUUACGUAUGAAGCUUAAAGUUUUGAUUGAAGAAAACAAAAAAUUGAUUGAGCUGAAUGAGAACAGCGUGGUAUACUUCCAUAGAGACCAACCAGAAGAUAAAAAGGCUGAUAAUCUGGAGCACCAACUUAACGAGAUACUUGAAGAGAAUGAGAAACUGAUGGGCUUAUACGAGAAAGCCAUGCAGGAGAGGGAUAAUUUCAAAAGGAUGCUGGCUUCUUAUGAACUAGCCAGAACUGAAAUUGGAGAUGAAAUUAAUUGCCCUGAAAAACUUGUUGAAGUUGAUGAAGAGAGAGUUCAUCUUAAACAAAAUGUAAGGGAAUCCAUUGAAGAGCAUGUAGAGCAUGAAGUAUCAGAAGAAAAGCUAAACCUAGUAAGAAUUAAGCUUGACAUGGUUGAGGAUAACAUUGCACCUACUGGGAAAGUUCUCAACUUUUCAUUUUUGCUUGAGAGAGCAGCUAUUGAAAUACUGGCAAUUGAUAAUAGUUCUAAUGAUGAGAAUCACAAUGUUAUGCUUAAGAAGCAGGAGAUUACAACGCUUGGUUUAGGUCUAUCGGACCUAGAGGAGAGGAAAACAGUCAUUGGUAACAAACUUUUGGCUCUAAAAACAGCUUUGCGGAGCCUUUCAUCCAAGUUUGAUUUUUGGCAAGAAAGAGAGAUUAACGGUAAGUUCAGAUAUGAAUCACGCCUGGCAUCUUUACAACAAAAGAAGGAAGAACGGAGACGCCUUCAUACCCUUAGAAAUGAAAUGAAUACUUCUUGUAUGAAGGUGAAGCAGUCUGAAGUUGAGCUUGGCGGCAACAUUGAUAGGUUGAAGAUGCAAUUCCAAGUUACAGAGGCUCAGAGAAAGGAGAGUGAAAGGGUACUGUUUUCAAUCGAUAAUGUGGAGCGAAGCACCACUUCUGAAUCAAAGACCUUGAAAUUCUGUAAAGCGACUGAUUUGCUCAAGUCUGAAGAGGAGAGAACUAAGAUUGUUUCUGAAAUAAAGAAGCUCAAGGAGAAGCUGGUGUCUGCACACAAGGAAAUGGAGAAAUUGCACUUGAAAUCCAAAUCUCUUGAUACUAAUAUUGAAGAAGUUGAGGCAGGGAUUGAAAGCGAAUCAAUUUUAUUACACGAAGCACUGCUUUCAUGGCAGAGAGUUGGAGGAGAGAAGCAGAUGCUCUGCAAGCUGAUUGAGGAUGGGAUGACUGAGCUUGGAAGGAUUUUAGUUGACUAUCAGGAAAGUAUUUUUGAGCUGGAGUUAAGGAAAGGUGAGAUACUUCUGUAUGAAGAUGAGCUGAUUCUUCAAAUGAGGGAAAUGGAGGAGGUGAAGAUUGCCCAAAAAGUGGCUUUAGAGAGUCUCCGCCAGUUAAUGGAGGAUAGCAGGUACAGCCCAGCUGUGAGAGAUCCAAAUGACUGUUCAAAUUUCAGUUCAAACAGUUUAGAAAAGCAAUUUGGGGAAGCACUGAAGUUGCUGUCUGAUGUCAAGCUUUUGUUAUUCGGGGACGGGGACAAAUAGUAUGUGAAAUUUUGCCUUUCUUUUGAUAAGAUUGACAUAUUUUUCUUGCAUCUCUGGUCUUAAAGAUGAAUAUAAAAAUUUGCAGAAUUGGACAACAUAAUUAUUGGAGAAUGGUAAUGCAUGCUUAUUACCAAUCUGGAAUGAAUGUCCUUUUGUGUCAAUGUUUUAAGAUCCUACGAAUUUUAUCUUUUAAACUUCCAUAAUUUUUUGUGAGAUACUAUUUUUUU
Messenger RNA from Phalaenopsis equestris, 4190 nucleotides. RefSeq names its product kinesin-like protein KIN-12G. The coding region runs from base 268 to 3963 and encodes 1231 amino acids. The record is from RefSeq and is a predicted model, not a curated record. Lineage: Eukaryota; Viridiplantae; Streptophyta; Magnoliopsida; Asparagales; Orchidaceae. Gene Ontology annotation, molecular function: microtubule motor activity; ATP binding; microtubule binding. Gene Ontology annotation, biological process: microtubule-based movement. The transcript has 21 exons.